UAAUAAUAUCAAUUUUAAUCGCAAGUGGUUUUAUGGAAAAGUUAAAGUGAAUUUCAAAUAUCAUACGAAAAUUAAAAUAUAGUGGCUAAGCUUAAAGCUUUAGUAAUAAAAUAAAAUUUUAAGAAAUACAUAAUUAUAAAUAAUUGUCUUUGGUAGCGACAGCAAGCAUUAAGAUCUGGUCAGUUUGAAAAAGUGCAUAGCUUCUUAUAAGGUGUGGAUAAAGUUUGCAGUUUGAGUAAAGAAAUUAUAAGUGUUAAAAAAUACAAAAUUUCUUAUAAUAUGGCAAUGAUGUUGUACAAAAAUUAAUUUUAGAAUUGUCGUGGAAGUUACCAGCUAUUGCGGGCUUCGGGGCAGAGGCUGUGGCGCAUGCGUGUCCGAUAUUCGUGAGUGUAUACAGCGGUCUGUACUGCGCACGUAGGAGAGUGUUUCGUCGUUCCGAUACAGUUCCAUCGCGUCGUUUCCGUUCUAAUCAACUUGAUAUAGUUUAUUCAGGUUGUUACGACGUUUGAGUCCUUUAAUAAGCGCCGUCGAAUUGCCUUUUGUCCCCAUAAAAAAAUCUUUUAUGUUUGUGUGUGAUUGUUGAUUUUGAAAUCCAUAACGAGCUAUUUUAGUGAGUGCCAUCGAAUUCUUACAUUUCCCGCUAUCGCCGUAAUGAGGUGUGCUUUUGCUUGCGGCAGCACAAGCAGCAGCACCGAAACCGGCAGCAGCAGAAGUAGCGGGAGCAGAAGUUCGGCAUGAAAUGGAAGCGGCCAUACGCUCAUCAGUGCAGGUUGGUGGUCCACCACCUACAUCAGGUGGUCAACAGCAACAGCACCACCACCAACAACAGCAGCAGCAGCCGCAGCAACGUGGCGGUAAUCCGCAGCAACAAUCGCACUUGCAUGAUAAUGGGCCAUCGCCACAACAACAACAGCAUCAGCAGCAGCAGCAGCAGUAUCAUCAACAACUUAGCAGUCUACCCACACACCAUCAUCAACAUCACCAACUACCGCAAACGCAGCAAUCAGCUGCACAGCAACAACAACAAAAUAAUAAUAGCGGUACUAACAGUGCGCAACAGCAGCAUCAACAGCAACAGCAACAACAGGCUAAUAUGUCAGCUUAUCAACAGCGCAUGGCGUCCGGUCCGUCGCAGAUUCACAGGCCAAUCGAUGGGUCGCAGUCGUACACGAAGGGCGGCGGCGCACUUGGUCAGCAAUCUACUCACUCGGCCGCAACAGCAGCAGCAGUCGCUGCCGCCGCCCAGCAACAACUACAUCAGCAAAUGCAUCAAAUGCAUCAGCAACAUCAACAGCAGCAACAGCAGCAGCAAGCUGCUCAGCAGCACCAGCAGCACCAGCAGCAGCAAGCCGCUCAGCAACAACAGCAGCAGCAUCAUCUCCACCAUCAUCAGCAGCAACAGCAACAGCAGACCGCCCGUUCUGCAGCUAGUCCUCUAUCACCACCACGACCCGGUCCAGGCUCAGCGGCCGCCGCCAACACGUACGCCAAGUUUGCGGAACUCAGUGCAGUGCGGGAAGCGCCGCAUCCCUAUAUCCAGCAAACUUCGUAUGGUAUUGGUCCACCAGGCGCUCAAUAUCGUGACAACCCCUACACGCGAAUACCUCAGAUGGCACCCGAUUUUCAACGAGCAGCAGCAGUUGCCGCAGCGGGUGGUAGCGCGCAAGUGCCCACCAGCGUUGUGCAAGUACCGGGAGUUGGACUACAGCCACCACCACCUAGUGUUGGCAGUGGAUCCCACCUUGAAGCUUUACAUUUCGCGCAUCAACAGCCAUCUUCAGGACAACAAGCGGUCAAUGCAGCGCAUGUUCUCAGCGGUGCGAACGUUGGAGGCGGAGGCGGUAAUGCAGCAUCGCCUCUAAAUGCAAACAACGCAGCAGGCAAUGCUAACUUAAUACGCCAGCGAAUAAUACUGCCAGCGCAUCACUAUUCCAGUGAAUAUCUGGCGAACGCUAAUGCUGUAGCGGCAGCGAAUGCGCGCAGCCAGCAGCAACAUCAACAACAGCAGCAGCAACAACAACAUCAACAGUUGCCACAGGCUCCACCCGAUCCGGGGGGACAGCCUUACAAGAAAAUGCGACUGACAGAAACGACGGCAAAUACAGUCAGCAACUCAAACCACCUGCCACCCAAAGUAAUGAAUGCCGCGCAACCACAGCCACGUCAGACAUCACCAUCUGCUGCAUCGCUGGCGGUCGCGCAACAGCAACAUCAGCACCAACAGCAGCAACAACAACAGCAGAAGAUCAUAGCUGGAGGUAAUUUUCGUAACAGUGCAUCACAAAUAUUGCACCAGUCCCUUCCACAUUCGCAUUUGACCGUAGUUUCAAGCAGCCACGUGGUUAAUACCCAGCCACCCCCCUCAGCGAUGCAACAGUUGAAAGUGGAUACCCAACCACCAAUGUUAACAUCAGCGGGUACACCACCUACUAAUCGCAGUAUUACAAGUACAGUGAUGGGUGGAAGCAGUGGUAUGGGAGGAGUUGGCAUUGGCGGUAGUGUCAGCGUCUUAAAUGCUCCGCCAAACGAAUCCUUUUUGAUAGCAAGUAGUGGCACAGUUGCACCUCCCGUGAAAUCUUCGUCCUCAUCUGAGGGAUACCAUCCGCAAGUUGAAGCCAUCUCACCCACACUGCCAAACGACAACGUCGAGGAGCGUGGCAGCGCCGUCACGGAGGAUCUGCUAACGCAAAUACAGAAGGUGGACGCAGAUAUACAGAGUGCAGAAAAUACGAUGGAGACGUUGCGUAAGCAGGAAAAAGGCCUCAAUGACAAGGUCAUACUGAGCAAACAAAAGCGUGAGCAGGAAAUACUUGCUGCUGAGAACGAUGAUGCAGUAAAAAUGGAGCAUACCUGGAGAUUGCAAACAUUAGCGCAAAAAAUAUACGAGGCGAACCGUAAAACGGCGGCCGCGCAACAUUCCAUACUCAACCAUUGCGGUAACCGCAUCACAUUGCCGUUGUAUAAUCAGCCGUUGGAUGUAGAGCUACUGACGACGUUAAUUAAACGGCAUCAAACGAUAGUGCGCACGCCAUUGUUGGAGCACAUAUGUAAACUGAAACAUGAACGUUGGGAGCACAACAGCGGGUUGGUGGAAACAUAUGCGCAAAUGUCCAGUGAAUGGCAAAAGCGCGUCGAAAAGUCGGAAGGCAGUGCGAAGCGAAAGGCACGGGAGGCUAAGAAUCGCGAGUUCUUUGAGAAAGUCUUCACGGAGCUGCGUAAGCAACGGGAGGACAAGGAGCGCUUCAAUCGCGUUGGUUCACGUAUCAAAUCUGAGGCCGACUUGGAGGAAAUCAUGGACGGUCUGCAAGAGCAGGCCAUGGAGGAUAAAAAGAUGCGUUCAUAUGCCGUCAUACCACCACUGAUGUUUGAUGCUCGCCAACGUCGUUGCAUCUACCACAAUGAAAACGGCUUUAUUGAGGAUAUGGUUGCGGUUCAUAAAGAGCGACAGACACUGAAUGUGUGGACCGCAGGCGAAAAAGAGAUUUUUAAAGAAAAAUUCUUACAGCAUCCGAAGAAUUUUGGCGCCAUAGCGGCCAGUUUGGAUCGCAAGUCGGCACAGGAUUGCGUACGCUACUACUACCUCAGUAAGAAAACGGAGAAUUACAAGCAACUACUGCGUAAGUCACGGCAACGUACGCGAUCGUCACGAAACCCGCAAAAGGCACAACAGCAACAGACACAGUGCAUUAUUGAUUCACUGACGACAGGCGUAACAACUCGGUUGCAACGUGAACAGCAACAGAAGACAGGCGGGCGUUCUGCUGCAGCGGAGCGAGAACGCGUUGAACGAGCAGAGCGUGCCGCGGAACGCGCAGCAGCGGAUGCGGCAAAAGCUGCAGCAACUGCUCACGCAAAGUCCACUAAUAAGGGAGACAAUGGUAACAAUGCUACUGCGGCAGCAUCCGAAACCACCAUCGUCGCAGACUCGACUGAAGUAGCCAAAGGCAAGGCGAACGCUACAUCCACUGCAGCUCAAAAAUCUAACAACACGUCCAAUAACAGCAACAGCAUAACUGUUACUACUGCCACGACAACGGCGUCUACAAAAGCUGGUGAGGUUGAAAAAGCUUCUGAAAGCUCAGCAGCUGGUCAACAUGCAAUAACCGCAACGACAGAUGACGCACAGAGUGGCACUGCGGCGAAAGCGAAAAGCGACGACACGAAUGCCAGCGAAGCAAAUUCAAAAAGUACAAUUUCAACAUCGACGCUAGCUACCACAGCCACCAAUGCAACAAGCAAUGCCUCAAAUGUGGAUGAAAAUAGUAGAAAGUCGCUAGCAGCUUUCGUACCAAUUGCGGCGAAUAGCGAAAUGGAUGUGGAUAGUAAAAAACUGAUGGACGAAAAGAGUGUCGUUGUUCGCACCAGUGGUAGUGGUACUAAUGUUCCACCAGCGGACACGAACACCUUCAGCGUCACAAAUGUCGUGCCUGGCAUGAUACAUCAUCCGCCUUGUGUCGUUCCGAAUGGUAUCAAAACUAUUUAUGCUACCACAAUGGCUCAGGCGGUGGCUGCAGCUAGCGCCAAUGAAGAUGUCAAAAUGAUUGCUGUGGCCGAUAAGAUCGGCGCAGCGGCAACAGAAGCAACGGUCGCGGCUGUAAACACCUUAGAUGCUGCCAGCGGUAUUAAGGUGAGCGCUGGCAAUAGUGUGGCCACGCCCACUACCUCAACAACCGCUGGAAAUUUUCUCGGGCAAAAACUCAAAGCGGCGCAAGUGGAAGGCGUUGGUGCCGGUAAUGAUGUCAACUCAGAUGUUAGUGAUCCAAAACGGAAGCGUCUCGACGUCACGACGAACGUAGAUGGCUCCACCAUAAAUUCCUCCUCCUCCUCCACAACUACAAAAAGCAACAGUAACAACACUUCCUCCUCCUCCACACUAACCAACUCCACUACGAAUCUACACACUCUUAGCGGUAAUCCUGCAAAUAACAAUAACAAUUCUAUGGAUGUUUUAACUGGAGCUGGCUUGGUGAUAUCCACACCACUCGUCGAUGUUUCGCUCACAACAACAUUGACUACGAAUGUUGUGGCGACGCCGGCUUCCAAUGGCAGCGGUGUGACCCUCAACACCACACCGGUAACUGCAACAUCAAUAACGUUUACAACGACUGAAGGCAACAAUGCCAUCGACGGCAAAGAUAAAUUGGCUACAUGCUUCGUUUGCAAGGCAGAGGCUUGUCCUCGUACACGUCCUCUUAAAAAGGGUCGCGGGCAACAGUAUGGCAUUCCAGAUGACACAAUACCAGUGGGAGCGCGAGUCUGUAACUCGUGUCAAUGUAAAUCGGUACGUAAUCGUUAUACGAAUUGCCCCAUUCCGACGUGUCCGAAUCCGAAAGAUCGCGCUAAACGUCUACACAACAUUCCGGCACGUUUGUUCGAUCUGGCGUCUGAUAUAAGAGAUCCCAUCUUUCAAGAGUUCCAAAUACCACCGCAAGCAACACGUUGUUGUUCGGCUUGUCUAAUGCGUAUACGGCGUAAAUUGGAUCUUGAUCCGCAAAUAAACCUUACAGACGAAGAUCGUCGAAUGGAUGGUGAUGAAUCUGAUGUAAGUACUUCGUCGUGCGAUGAACGGGAAGUUGGUGGAAGUGAUACUGCUUCUGUGGAGAGUCCAGAAUCACAACGACAUAACUCGAUGACGAAGGAUGUACAAAAGCCACAGACGCCGAUUGCAGCUAGUGUUUCCUCUAAUGCGGCGGAUACUACAACGGUAACUAUAACAUCUGCUGGGAUUAAAGCUGAUGAACGUUUGCUACCACCACUGGGACAAGCGCCAAAAAAGCAGAAGACAUCCGAGGAGUAUGAUUCGUCAGCCACUGAGACUGCAGACGAGGAAAACGAGAAUUCGCCAGCGAACCGUCAAAGUCCCAAAGUAAUAUUAAAUAGCAGUGGGUUGGGACAAGGUCAAGGCAACGUUGGACUCGCACCGCCAAUAGCAAAUGCCCAACAAAUACACGCUGUUCAACUGAACGGACCACCACAGCCGGUUAUGGGAAUGCCUCCACGAGAACAAACUGGUGCGAAUGUGCAAGAUGUUUUAUAUUCAGUAAUCGAGCUGUCGCUUAAAACUAAAGGCCCGCCACCAGUGAAAAUGCCUUCACAAAUCCCAAAUGCGGCGCCUAUGCAUAGCGUGAAACCGAUCAUGGAACCCAUACGCAGUCGGGGAGAUCUCAGUAAUAAUAAUAAUAACAAUUCUAAUAAUGAUGUUACAAUAGUUGGCGAGUUCCGUAAUGAAGGAGCUAUAGUAAAGCAGCAAGCUCAUGGGCAACCAAUAGGUCUGAAUGCACGUCAAUCAAAUGCAUCGACUUCAAACGCUGGACAGGGUCCACCGGGUAGCCAAGGCCCUCCUGGUGGCAUUAUGCACCCCGAAAAUUUAGCAACAAUAUCUGUUGUAAACUCUCAUUUGUCUCACCAACAUCUUCCACCACAUGGUAUGUUACAUCAACAUGAAAUCAAGGCCACUAUAACACCGGUAGUGAAAUCUGGAAAGACACUAUCCUCAACACAACAGCAGCCAUCAGAUGCAAUUCGAUAUGCAAUGUCCAGUGUUGGUUCUCAACAACUUCGGAACAACGAACCAGAACCUCAGACUCUUGACCUCUCAAUAAAGAAACCUGCUCGAGAUGGUCCAUCACCCCAUACAUUGAACAGCGGUACAAGUUCUUUGAGCACUGAUAAUGGACCCCGCCAUCAACCACCACCAGGUGCUGUAAAGCAUGUCGGCAACGCUGCAUCCAUAUAUCGUGGCCCAGAUCUAGGCCCUUCAAAUCCAACGUAUUUAUAUCAUCCACAUCCGGCAACAGUGGGUAAGGGACCACAUGGUUCCGUCUACAUGUCUCAAGUACCUGGUCCCAUAACACAAGGUGUCGUGAGCGCACGAUCUCAAGCGGGCGGCGGACAACCGCCACCGCAACAGCCGCCUCUGUCCACGCACCAGACCCACAUGCAGUUACCAUCGGGAGUAGGAGGUAAUAGUAGCAAAGUGGGUGGUAAAAUGGCGCCCAAAUUAAGUCCCCAGCUGAUACAUGGUCCAUCUUCCCAUACAACAACAGCAUCACCAUCACAACAACAGCAACAACAACAAAUAAUGGUUGGUCCGAAAGGUUCCAUUACACAUGGUACGCCAGUUAAUAAUGCCCAACAAAUUAUAGUACAUCCUUCGCCUGCGACGCUGAGCCCUAAGUUUGAGAGUAUAUUGAGACAGACUCCUCCUUCCGGUGUCGAUGCAAACAAUAAAAUUGGCUCCAUAACCCAGGGCACACCUAUUCACUUGCCUUCACAUCACAUGGAGAGCAAACGUUCAUACGAAUAUUAUAAAACUUCGCAGCGUCAAAGUCCAGCACAACAACAGCAAAUUCCAGUGGUUGGCCAUCCCGGUGUGUUGCCACCUCCGCAACAGUCAUCGCCACAAGCACCACAGCCGCAGGGCUAUGGUGGCAGCUCGCCUUAUGCGCGUUCACCAUAUUCCGUUGACCAGUCGUCAGUACUGAGCACUCGUCAGAUAGUGUUGCAUGACUAUAUAACGUCACAGCAAAUGCAGGGUCAACAGCGAAACGUAUCACGUGGCAGCAGUAACAGUGCCGGUGGAGGAGGCGGUGGUUCGGACAAAGAGUCUCCAUCGCCUCGUAAUAGUGUUAGUGGUCCAGCCAGCGCACUGGUAUUCUACGACAAGGACCGUGGAAGAACUGAGUACUCAAGUCGUGCCUCACCCGCUGAACAUGUGAACAGCACUCCCAGCCCUCAUCGCACACCGCCUCCCCCACGACAAGGUGUCAUACAACGCCAUAAUACUGGUUCAAAGCCACCCUCACCUGCAACAAUGCCUCAAGGCCGUUUACAUGUGAUGCCACAUAACUAUCCGCCAGCUGGUCAUGAUGCAUUUUCCUCGUUUGUGGAUGUUGCCGUACAACAGCCACAAUUACCAGUGCCAUCACAACAGAAGGAGGAGAAACAACUUCGACAUGAAGCGCCACAGCCACCACCUCAUCAACAACAUUCGUCUCCGAACCAACCGCCUCCCACUCAACAGGAUAUACGGUACCAAAUGAUGCAGUUGAGCUAUCAUCAACAGCAACGCGCAGCGGCUCAACAGCAUCACCAAUAUCGCCAACAACAGGCUGCGGCGAGCGUUGCUGCUAAUGCUGAUCUCCAGCGUAGGAUACAUGCUAUCGAGCGGGAUCGUGAUUUACAGCAGAAACGUGACCGAGAGCGUGAAAAAGAACGUGAACAGAGAGAACGUGAGAGGGAACGCGACCGUGAUCGUGAACGAGAACGGGAACGCAUGGCGGAAUGCAUUGCUGCAAACGAGCGCGAUGCAGCGGGUCGACGCAUGACAGAGCGCAUGAGUGCAGCGGCUCAGCAUUAUAUGCGAGGGGGCCCCGAAACUGGACCACCGCGUGCUAUACCCGAUCGCGAAAGAGAUAUAUAUCAUAGGACACCACAGGACAGUACAUUGUCAGCACAGGUCUUAAUCGAUGCAAUCAUAAAGCAAUCGAUCAUACAGGGCAGCUCGGAACCGAAUCCAGCCAAUAUGAACCGACCAUCAUAUUAUAAUUCGCGUGAAUUGCCCCCCUCAGUACGGCAACAUCCUGGUGCUACCUCACUGGCCGCAGCCGAGAAUAAUGGCAAAGCGAACUCGCCGAGUGUCAUCAACAUUGACUUGGACAGCGAUCGUGCCAGCAGUAGUAGUAAUCAACAUGAAUCGCCAAGUGUUAGUGUAGUGAAUUCGCGUGGUAGUAAUGUUUCUCAUAUAAACCGAGGCGGUCUUCAGAGUGGUGGCCCACCUGGUAGUUUAUCUACUCAACCAGGUGUUUCAUUAUUGCCCCCAACAUCCCAAGCACAGGUCCAGGCACAAAAGCAGCCGCAAAUACUGAAGACAAAUAUCACAUUCGGCGAGUUGGCGGAUUCUAUUAUAGCGAAUGAUUAUUGUCCGAACCCGAUGCAGUUAAGACCACAUGUUAACUAUAUGCCCUAUCUUCAGGAACAGCAACCGAUGGUUAUGACUGAACAUUGGACAAAAUAUAAUAGACGAUUGCAACAGAAAGAAGUAGAAGCGGCCGCUGUGGCCGCGGUUACCGAACGAAAUAAGGCAGCUAACACACAAAACAACAGUAGUGGAGUCACGGUCAGCACCAGUGGUGCCUCUGGCCUUCAAGGUAAUAGUGGCAUGUCGGCGACCGGUAGUGGCCGUUCCAAUACACCAGCUGAUGAGCGCAACAUUAUCCGAAUGCAGCAAACUGUGAGUCCACGGAAAUAUGAUCUGAUGAUGCAGCCACCACAUGAUCAGAAUGCAGCUGCAGUUGCUGCUAGUCAUUAUUACCAUUCGCAUGGUCCAACCCCACCGUCUAGCGUAGCACCACCUAUGAGUAUGCAUGCACGUAGCAGUAGCGCGGGUAGUGGUGGUUCGUCGUCGAUACCAUCACCUCAUGAUCAACGUAUGACAGGGGGCAAUAGUGGUAGUGGAAGUGGUGUUGGUAUUAUCCCAUCUAGCGGUUCAGUGACACAAAACCAUCCAUUCGAUACAAUGAAGUAUGUAAAAAAACGCAUUGUGGAAGUAAUGCGCACCGAGGAUGAAGAAAUGCAGCAUCAGCAUGCGCACAACGAUCAUCGCGGAGGCAAGGACCUGCACGAUGGCCCAGUUAGUAACACAAUGCGCAAAACACCCAAUCAGUACGAUGAUGGGCGCGAUAAUAGACGAGUGUCGACAGUAUCCUCCAGUGGUAGUAGUGCUGGCAGUGGUAACAUCAAUAACGAUACACAUCACAGCAUAGUAUCUUCACAGCCGCCACCAUUAGGUGCGUAUCAGCCUCAACCGCCGGUCACAACAUUUGCCCCAACCACGUACGCAUAUCCGUACAGCGCGCUUAAUGUUCCGAGUUCAGUAGCAGCUUUAGCACCUCCUUCACAAAUGACAACAUCGCAACUAUCAUCGUUGGGACAUCAGGUACCAACAUCACACAUUGGCAAACAAACAUCCAGUCAUUCAAUAGGUAUCACUGGCAGUGGAGGUGUUGCCAUGACAGUGUCUAGCGGCGCCGCAGCAUCAGGUGGUGCGCCAGUAGUUGAGCCGAAGCCGCUGUUGUCGGCGCAAUAUGAAGCACUCAGCGACGAAGAUUAGUUGUGACUGCAGGCGUCUGGACGAACGCCACAACAACAACCGAUACAGAAACAUCAGCAGCAGCAACAACAGCAACCACCUGCUCCACAAAUUUGGCAUUGUGAACACGAACGCAUACGGCAGCAGCAACAACACUUGCAACAACAUUACCAGUUGCAAAAUAACCGCAAUUACAACAAGAGCAAUUGCAAUAAUGGUAACAGCAACAACAACCACUAUUACUAAAUGAAAACCCUACUGAGUGAGAGUGUGCAAGAGAUAUAUUGUGAGAAAAAGUAACUAUAGGUAUGCAGCAAAGACUCUGCCGUCUGCCCAGGUCCACGCUACAUUGUCAUCCAACUUUAAUUUGCGUUAAAAACUAAGCGCCGUAACUGAUGUAUUACCAGUUGUCUUGGCAUAAUUCAAACAUAAAAAUAGUCCAGUAAUCGCCUGCAGGAAAAAUCUGAAAUUAUAGAAUUAAAUAGCCUUUACCAGUAUAUUUUAAUUGUAUACAGACGGUACAGUACGGUUAAUGGACAAGAGUUAUUGUAAACGUUUAGCAGUUUUAGGCAGUUGUAACUUCAAAGUAUAAAACUAAAAUAGAAAGCAAAUAUUUUUGUUUUAAAAUUUCUUAAACCGUUCCAACAUAAAAAUAAUAGCAAAGUUUCAAAGAAUACUUUUGCACAAGCACCAAAUUUUCAAGAACUCACAAACUUUGUAUUAUAAAAAUAAUUUGUAUACCGUAGCAUUCCCAUAUACACCCAUGAACAUAAGCCUGGAAUUUUAACAAAACAAUGCAAAUUCACUAAAUAAUAUAUAUGUAAAUAUAUAAAUGUGAAAAUUAAACUAAACACGUAAGAACUGUAUAAAUUUAUGGAUUAAAAAGGAGCUGGUUAAAUGAACACGAAAAUUCAGUACAAUUCUUUACAGUCAUGGAAUGACCCAACUUGAAGAUAUUUAUUUAAUUGGAUUUUUUCUUUUUUAUUUAUUUUAUGUGAGUAGCGAAUUGUAAUCCAUUUUAUUUUUUCUUGAAAGCGCAAAUGUCAUUAUAGAUAGAACAUAAAUUAAAAAACAACAUCGAAGUUAAUUCACAGUACACAUAAGUUCGCUGUUACCAAAAAUCACGUUUUACUUCGGUUAAUUUAUUAGAUAUUUUGUUACGUAUGGAUAAUAUUAAUCGUUUACAAAAUAUUUUUUAGUGUACUUCUGUAACCAGCUCUUAUAAAUUUGGAAUCCUGUGAAAAUGCUUAACGUUAGAAAGCACGGCAAAUUGAAAUGCAAUAAUACAAUCAACGCUCUAAACUCACCACAUACAAAUCAUCAAAAUACAAAUCAGUUUUGAUGGUAACGAUGUUUAAAAACAAGGCAUUAUUUUUUAGCACUCUUUAACUUUUUAUGUUGACGUUUUUUUGCUUAUUUUCGAAAAAAAAUAUUGUGAUCUGGCAUAGAAUAAAGAGGGCGAAUUACAAUUUUUAAGACUCAUUAGAUAAAAGUGAAGAAUCAAUCAUUAAAUAGCUUUAGCUCAAAAUUAAUGUGCAUUUUGUUUAUAAAUAUGUUCAGUUAAGACUAAUUUAUGCUAUUUUCGACAUAACAUUGACAGUAUGUGAGAUGAAAAAACUAUAUAUAAAAACGCUAAGACUUAUGCAACAAAACAAACAAAUAGAGUAAAGAAAUAUAAAAAUAAAAUGCAAAAACUGCUGAUUAAAUAAAAAGAACGAGUUACAGUUAUAAGCCUGAGUUAAGAAUAAAGUAUAACUAACUUAUUUAAACGAGAACAAAUGGUUUUGAGUAAAAGCACGCUGCUGUGGUUGCGCGGAAAAAAGUUAAAAAUGUAUACAUAUAUAUAUAUAGUAUAUAAACCAUUUAAGCUUUUCUAUUCUACAAUAUAUUUAAAUAAAAGAAAAAUUAUACAAAUGUAAAUCUAAUUUAAAUUAUGUAAACAUGAAAGUGAAGAUAUAUAUUUGUAUAUAUAAAUUUAUAAAAAAAAAAUAACAAUGAGAGACGACGAAACGCUUAAGUUUUUGCUAUUCAUACAAAACAAAAAAAGAGAAUACAAUAAAUAAUUAUAUUUAAAAUUUACUUAUACUACUUAGUUAAAAAAAAUAUAAUGAGUGUUGCAUAAAGCAUGAUUGUAAAGAAUUCAAAAAUUUGAAAUAAAGUUGGAAAUUGACCACGUGGA
Molecule: messenger RNA, 12269 nt
Organism: Bactrocera latifrons
Lineage: Eukaryota; Metazoa; Arthropoda; Insecta; Diptera; Tephritidae
Gene: Smr
Exons: 9
Coding region: 740-10111 (3123 amino acids)
Biological process (GO): regulation of transcription by RNA polymerase II
Source: RefSeq, a predicted model, not a curated record